Messenger RNA from Letharia columbiana, 1743 nucleotides. RefSeq lists its product as uncharacterized. Lineage: Eukaryota; Fungi; Ascomycota; Lecanoromycetes; Lecanorales; Parmeliaceae. Gene Ontology annotation, cellular component: mitochondrial DNA-directed RNA polymerase complex; mitochondrial matrix. The coding region runs from base 1 to 1743 and encodes 580 amino acids. The record is from RefSeq and is a predicted model, not a curated record. Gene Ontology annotation, biological process: transcription initiation at mitochondrial promoter. The transcript has 2 exons. Gene Ontology annotation, molecular function: mitochondrial transcription factor activity.
AUGCGUUCUACAGCUUCCCGAAUUACCAAAUAUCCUUUGGUGGACCGAAUUGCAGCGGUAUCCAAUGCCUGGAAAUCUCGGACGAACAUCGUCAGUCCUGAUCUUUGCGACGAUGUCAUACAGCGCCUGGCUCCGUCGCUGGCACAGCAUAUCGGCUGCACCAUCAUAGAUAUAAAUCCGGGCAUAGGUUUGUGGUCUUCCAAGCUCCAUGACUACCUUAAACCUCGCAACCACAUCCUCAUGGAACCCAAGCAGAACGUCUAUCUACCUUUCCUCCAGCCACUGCUCGAUGCUCCUGGCUCUCGAUAUCGCCUUAAGGACUGGCUGGACUCAGACCUAUGGCAACCCAAAAGAUAUGUCGAAGAAGGGCUGUUGCAUGAUGCAGAAGGGUAUGGUGGUCCUCCUCCUACGACUGAAGAACCGAACAAUUCGAUCUUGAUAAUUGCAAAUUUGGCGGGCCAGCGCCAAAAAGUUCCGGGAGAAUCAAGGGCUGCCACGUCUGCUCAUCUGAAAGCCAUUGACUUCUCACGCGCCGUGAGGCACCGAUCAGGGUUCCAAACUUAUGGGCCAACGCGGAUGCUCAUGUGGUUAUCUGAUGAAGACAAGCGUGCCCUUUUGCCGAGGACUGUGGGCUAUCGGGGGAAACUCUCAGUAUAUAUGGAGGCCAAUUUGGAUCUGGAAGAAAUAGUAGGGUUUCCACACGCUUCUGGCGCGAAAAUACGCCGCGAGGAUGCUCUAAAUAUUGGAUCAAGCAAGCAGGUUGCGAAACGGAUGCAAGAGAAUGACAUAAAGAUACCCUUACGUCGUCAAACUGGGGCGGGAGACAGGAAAUAUGACCUCUCGGAGGUAUCUCGUUACUGGCAUAAAGAAUUGCAGGACCUAGAACAGGGUUUUCAAAGAGAAUAUUUUAGCCAGUAUGCGAAGAGACCAGCCGCAGAGCCGAUUGACGGACACAUGCCUAAGGAAGGGAGCGGAAAGGCGAAGAGUAGGACUUCGGUUACUCUUACUCCUGAAUACAAGAGAAUGAUGACGCUUCGUCAUGUCGCCAAUGGCCAAAACGUCACAAUCGACCGAAUCAAUACAGUCUUGAAAAAGCAGGAAAAGAUAGACAGAAUGGACCUUGAUCUGCAUCGCGAGGAUAUAAAGGCAUUGGAGCAAGAGGAGAUUAUCAACGCGUUGGACUAUAGGAUCCAGGAUUUCAAGGAUGAGCUAGAGGGAUUGACUGCGAAACAAAAGAAGACACUUUUCUUCCUCGACGACGACCGAAGAGCAUUCGCGAUGGACCCUCCGCUACUAAUGUGGGACCGGCGCAAAGCUGAGCCCCUCUCAGCUGAAAAGGAUGAGUUCUACGCGUCGAAAGAAAUUGCUCUUUUAGACUUCCAGCCAAAGACAACCGACAAAUUCUCAAUGACCUCGGAACAGUCUUACUACUUCGACCUAAUCUCGACGUCCCUCCUUGGCCCAAGAGGUCAAGCAACACUCAAGCAUCUCAAAACGAUAGCACCAGGAGCUUUCGAAGCUCUGGUACCUCAAGUACCAGCCAUCCGAGACCCACGAAAAGGAGGCCGAUAUGAUAUAGAAAGCGUGCGUGUUCGGGCUGUGACUCCAGAGAUGUUCCACGGCCUUGCUGUUGCUUGGGACAAUUGGGUGUUCAAGCCUCCAAUAGAGGACGUGCUGACUCAGUUUGGUACCAAUUAUAAGGAGGGGACUGCGUUAAGGAAAGGGGCCAUAGCAAGGCUUUGA